Messenger RNA from Xenopus laevis (African clawed frog), 4344 nucleotides. It is a transcript of the gene otoa.L, whose product is annotated as otoancorin L homeolog. The record is from RefSeq and is a predicted model, not a curated record. The coding region runs from base 183 to 3620 and encodes 1145 amino acids. The transcript is spliced from 31 exons. Lineage: Eukaryota; Metazoa; Chordata; Amphibia; Anura; Pipidae.
UGUGUCCAAUUUUCAAGCAGAAGGUCAUCAUGAGGACUCAUUUGCUGGGCUGGUGGCCUGUGAUGUACCUGAAAGUGGCAGUGUUCUCCUUACUGUUUUACAGGUCAUAUACAUAAAUCUAUGCACACUGAGCAUAUAAGGAAAUAACAAAAUAGAAAUAGCAAAACGGCUUUGCUUUAAAGAUGGACACAAAAGUGAAGCUUUGUUUGCUGCUGGCAUUUUUCAGUCACUGUGAUUCUGCAGCUGCCCAGGACUCCAUUGUUUCAGAUUUGCCUCCAGCUCUGCUUAAAGGACUGAAGGAAAUAAUAUCUGGCAAUUAUUUAAAAGGGCUACUGGACAUAUUGCAAUUUCAAAGUUUCUACAGUAAUGUCUGGACACCAGAUCUAAUUCUGGGAAUAAUGAAAUACCUGUCUGGCCAAAAUGAUCUUUCCAUAGUUAAUCUGCAGGGCUCAGUAAUAAACUAUCUUGAGAAUGUUUCUGAAGACCCCAGGCUUCUGCUAAAGGAAUUACGGCGUCUUGAUUCCCAGCAGUUUCAGCUCUUGAUGAAAUAUUUACUUGGUGCAAAAAACGACAAUUUUGACAUGGCUAAUAUUGUUAUUGAUGUUGAAACGAUCCGGGAGAGAAUAUUCCAGUGUCCAGGAGGAAACAGAACCUUGUUUCUUGUCACCCUUGAAAAAUGUCUUCCAGUCCUGAACUCAGUAGAAUGUGUGGAUCUUGUGAGUCAAGUCCUACGACUGUAUGGACCAAUUUAUCUACAAAAAGAGGUGAUAGAAAGCCUUCCAUCCGAAUUACCAGAGGACCUGUUUAGAAACAUGUCAUCUGUACUUAGGGACCUAUAUGAUAAAAUAUCAGCCAGCACAAGGAGAGCUGUGUAUGAAUGGAUGACUCUUAUUCUCCAGAAAACCCAUAUGGCAAAUGACAUCAAUGGCUCCAUGUCAUGGGUCACAGCAGAUAACCUUUGGAUUCUCGGCAGAUACAUGGUUCAUCUCCCAAUUGAAGAAAUUCAAAAAAUUCAUGUCAAUGAAAUUCGGAUGUUUAUUAGUUAUGAUAAUGCCACCAAGCAGCUGGACACUGUGUACGAUAUUACACCAGACCUUGCCAAAGCUUUUUUGGAGCUAAUAAAUGCCUCUGGAUUUGAUACGCGGAACAUUUCUACUAUAUACAGACUGGGACUACUUGUUUGUUUUUAUGAUAAUGGUCAAGAUCUUGAUUCAGCUGUGGCAAAAGCAUUACUGCACCAGAUGAUUAAAUGCAACCAACUGAGAGGUUUUCACUCAGAUGUGCAAAAGUUGAAAUCUCAAUUUCUGCAAAUAGCCACAUUGAAUCAGACAUUGAAUGAAAGCCUUGGCUCCCUCUCGGACGCUGUGGUUGGACUAACCCUUUCCCAGCUGGAGUCACUUUCCUCAGAAGCUGUGCAAGGGGCUAUCCUAACGCUUCAGCAGGUCUCAGGAUGGACAAAAAGCCAGAUCAUGAUACUGGCUGGAAAGUAUCUCCAUUCAGAAAAGGUGUUAACAUUUUCCAAUAUCAGCCAGUUGGGAGAACUAGUUUCAGGAAUCGGUGCACAAUCUUUCUAUGACAUGAACUCACGGGACCUGUUAACUGCUCUGAAAGUCGGACUUACCCAACAUGCAUCAGGCCUAUCACCAGCACAGCAAGAAGCAAUUCUAAGUAAGGUGCUGUCCUCUGGAGGUUUUCAGGCAGUCGCAUCAGACAUGAAUGGAGUCUUCUUUAAAGAAGUGUCUCUCUCACAUCUAUUAGCACAAGGAGAGAUGGAUGUGACAGUUGUGAAGGAUAAAGAGAUGAGGAAAAGCCAGGCUCUGGUUGCUUAUGAAAAGCUUUCUCAUAAGAUGCCACUGACAGAUCUACUAAGUACAGGGCAGCUGGUGAAAGGACUCACUUGUGAGCAUAUUGACAGCAUGGACAAGCCAAGUUUUCUGAACCAUUACAAGCUCUUAGAGAACAGUCUCUCACUGCUUACUCCUUAUCAGAUACACUGUUUGGCGUGGAAAUAUUGGAAGGUUUCAGAGGCAACCAUCCCGGUUUUUCUUCUGGCUGUCCUUCCGUCAGAGCGCUUUGCAUCGUAUUCCAUUCCUUGUGGGUCUCUUUUAAUUAGUCUUGGAAAGGCUGAACUCAGUUAUUUGGUGUUAAAUGCAAGCAAAAAGGAAAGGAUAAUGAACAAAGUGGAUCAGUGCUUGAAUAGUUCCCUUGCCGAUGCUUAUCAGCUGGACAUGAUUGGAAACCUCAUUUGUCACUUGUCCCCAAAGAUAAUCAAGAGUGGCAUAUCCACAGAUGUCAUUGCAGCGGCUAUAAAUCAUCUGAAAUCCUGUCGGAAUCUCAGUCCAAGUCAAAACACAGAAAUUAAAUACCGACUUAUAGAGCUUUAUGGACAUCCAUCCAACUGGACUUCGGAAACUGUGCAGGAUAUGGCACCAUUCUGGAAUCUCCUUUCAAAGGAUGAGUUCCUGGAUAUUCUUAAAAAGUUCCAGAAUACAGUAUUGCAGAUGGUAUCGGAGCCGCCAGGAAUUCCUCUCAGCGAGGGAAUUUUAUCAGUUGUAUUUGAUGCCGUUCGUUUACUCGGUGUAAAUGUCUCAGUAGCCAAUCACACUGCAGAUUGCACAGGUAUAAUGGGUCCCUCAGCUGAUGACAUCAUGAGGCUAAUGGAUGCCAAUGCCUUUUGGUCUUCUGCAGAGUUGCAGUGUAUUGACAUAGACACCUUCACAAAAAUAGUGCACAUACUUGGGGCUAUACAAAGCUUUAAUGAGUCUCAGCUGUCAGUACUAAAGGAAAAAGCCAAAGAGGCCUGGGGUGACCUGCCAUCUUGGAAAAGCUAUCAUAUCACCUCCCUUGGACACAUUGCCACAGCACUCAGCAAGCAAGAAAUUGAUGAGCUUGAUUUAAGUAACAUAGAUGCAGUGUCAGCUCUUGGUCAGCAAGCUGAAUGGUCCUCUGUACAGGUAAAGGCCAUACUGCACGGGUUUCUCAAUGAUUCUGCAAAAGCACCAAGUGAUUUGAAAAGUUACCAUUUAGCAGGGCUGGCCGGAACUUUGUGUGCAGCUAAUGCAAAGCAGAUAGAAGAGAUCCAAACUUCAGAGUUCAGAGAUGUUAUUUCAAGGAUCGGCUCGCUGCCUUGUGAGAUGAGCGUUCUGCAGGCUUUCAAAAAUAAGGCAGAAGUGGUUUAUGGGAAAUCUGAUCAGUGGAGCCAUUUUAUUAUAAAUGAUAUUGGGCUCAUAGCAGCUGGCUUAAGCAAGGAGGAGUUCAUGGCUCUUGAUCCAGGACUGAUGCCCUACAUCCAGCCUGAAGCAAUAAAAUACAUACCUGAAGACAUAUUUCAGGAGCUGUCACCACGACAGAUUGCUCAUCUUGGUCCGGAAAAUGGAGCUAUGGUGACAGAAUCUCAGCGAGCAUGUCUUAAUGCUACACAGCUGCACAGCUUGAAUUUGGCUCUGGAUGGCAUCAGAAUAAAAAUCCCAGUGGUUGAAUCUCUACCCACUAUAACUACAACGAAAGACAUGUCCUCGCCUGCUUCAGAAAGUACUACACUAGAAGCUGGAUACUGCAUCCUUCUGGCUCUUGCCUAUCACCUUUUUAUCUUAUGGAGGUGUCAUGCUUUGCCCUUUUGAUACUUUUAUCAAAAUAUUUUCAUUCGUUUUACGCUGUACAGAGACAUAAUACAGUCAUAAAUAAUAACUGGUCUGGUAUAACCUGGUCUAAUUUUGGUGUAAAUGAAAAGUAGAUAUAUUCAACCAAGUACAAAGCUGACUCACUCCUCCACUAGUCUAAUGGUGGCCAUAUUGUAGUCACACUUUACAUAAAAGCCUUACAUGUGCAUGGCCACCUUUCUAUUGUUCUGAGGAGAUAUGGCUCCUCUUCAUUUCUCUUUCCCAUCAUGGCCAAUAAUGCUUGAUCACCCAGGAUCCAUGCCAUACAUGCUCAGAUGGUCAGGCAUUAUGGUUGAAAGCAGAAAAAUGGCCUACCAAACUGGGCAUGUGUGGCCAGCUUAACUUCUCUACUGGAAUGACUCAUGGACUUCUAAGCUCUCCCUAGCAGAUGCACCCUGAUUGCUUGGACAACAUCCCUAAUCAACCCAAAGUCUAUUACAGAGAUUACAAUGGUUCAACAGUUUAUAUAAUGUGUAAUUUAUAUAUAUUUUAAUCUACAGAUUUAUACAGCCUGAUAAUGUAUAUGUAGUGCUUGGGUUUUAAGUAGGUGUUAUCCCCAUUAAAAUAAAUAUAUAAAACCCUGAAAGAUUAGGUGACAGAAGAAAAUUACAGCACUUUUUUAGCAUGUGUAAACUAUAAAAUGGAUUUAUCGAAAAAAAAAAUAAAAAAACAGGUUAUCCACCGA